Molecule: messenger RNA, 1206 nt
Organism: Miscanthus lutarioriparius
Lineage: Eukaryota; Viridiplantae; Streptophyta; Magnoliopsida; Poales; Poaceae
Source: the annotation of a GenBank genome assembly
AUGGAAGGGAACGGUGGCGCGGGCGGCGGUAGCGGAAGCGCGGCACCGCCCUGGGAUCUCGCCAUGCACUGGGCUCCCUCCACCGGCUCGUCCUACCCGCAGCAGCCCUUGGCGCUGCGCCCAGGCGUCAUGCCCAGCCAGCUCCAGCCGCUGCACCAGCAGCAGCAGCCGCAGCACGAGCUGACCUGCCUCAAGCUGGGGAAGCGGCCCGCCUGCUGCUGGGCCGGGGCGGCGGGCAACCAAGUGGUGGCGCAGGCUGGCGCGGGCCUGCCGCAUGUCCACGGCAAUGGCGGCGCCGCCGCUGGUGGUGGCGCGAGCGGGACACCUGCUGAGGGUAAGAGGAAGGAGAAGGCGGCGGCGCCGGCCGCGGCGGGCGUGCCGAGGUGCCAGGUGGAGGGGUGCCACGUGGCGCUGGCGGACGCCAAGGACUACCACCGGCGGCACAAGGUGUGCGAGGCGCACUCCAAGGCGCCCCGGGUCGUCGUGCUCGGCGCCGAGCAGCGCUUCUGCCAGCAGUGCAGCCGGUUCCACGCGAUCUCGGAGUUCGAUGACGCAAAGCGGAGCUGCCGGCGGCGGCUGGCCGGGCACAACGAGCGGCGGCGGAAGAGCAACGCCAGCGAGGCCAUGGCCAGAGGCGUCGCGCACCCACACGGAGUGACGGCUUUCGGCCACGGCUUCCUGCAGCCACCGUGCGGCGGCCUCCCGGGGUCCCCGGCUGGUGCUCUCUCUCUUCUGUCAUCGGCCAGAGGCGGCACGGCAAGCGCCCCCUGGCUGGUCACGACGCCGGACAUCUCCGCGUGCUCCAGCGCGGCGCUCGACGACCUUAUCGCCGAGAACCGCGCCGCGCUCCUCUCGUGGCAGUACUUCUCGGACCGCUCGUCGUCGGCGCCCGGCCGGCAUUUUGCCUCUUCGUCGACGGCGGGUUGCGCCCUCCCGCCGGUCGAUCAGGCAGCAGCCAGCUGGCGCCCGCAUCCCCACAGUGGCGGUGGCGGUGGCCGGUACCACGUGGCGCCGCCCAGUGCGUGGCACACGACGCUGGACCUUAUGCAGACAGCAAGCUCCGGCGCCGCUCCCACCACCGGCGCGCCGUUCCGGCCAGUGCCGGAGAGGGCGGGCACGAGGCCUCUCGGUAAGACCAAGGAUGGCGACGCGUCAGGGUGUAGCUUGGACGCGUGGGCGCCCGCGGGUGGAGCUCGUGUGCUGUGA